GCUGUUGAUAAAGAAGUAUGCGAAAAACUGGUGUCUUAUCGUGAAUUCACUUUUUUGUGAAGUUUAUCAGUAAGUAGUAGUUGUGUGUCUGUUCAGGUGUUCAGUUGUCUAGCCGCUCCGAUAACGUCUGCACCCAGACAUGGUUAAAGUGGCCGUGGUCACCGGCUCCAACAAGGGCAUCGGGUUCUCCACUGUGAAGGGACUACUGCAGAGGUUCGAUGGAGCAGUUUUCCUCACCUCCAGAGACGAUGGCAGAGGCAAGGCAGCUGUCGCUAAACUGAAUGCACUCGGUCUGUAUCCAGAGUAUCAUCAGCUCGAUGUGACAGACCGCGACAGUGUGGCCAGGUUCAGAGACUCCGUGAGGGAGAAAUAUGGCGGCAUCGACAUCCUGGUCAACAACGCAGCCAUCUGCGACUGCGCGGACAUGCUGCACCUCUCCUACGAGGAGAGCAAGAACAUCAUCGACAUCAACUACUUCAGCCUCUUUAUCAUCCAGGAGUACUUGUACCCGCUGGUCAGGAACAAUGGACGCAUCUUGAACAUCUCUAGCAAAUACGGACAUCUGUGUAACGUGAGGAAUGAAUACUGGAUCAAGAGGCUGUCGAACAAACAUUUGACAGUGAACGAUAUUAAUGACUUUGUGAACUGGCACCUGGAUGCCGUGAAGAAUGGUACCUUCAACAGGGCGGAUUUUGCGGAGGAAGGGGCACUUGCAGCGUACAGGGUGGCGAAGGUGGCAGUAAGUGCUCUGACCUUCAUACAGCAGCAGGAGCUGUACGGGAGGAACAUCAGCGUGAACUGCAUGCACCCUGGGCUGGUGCGCACCGACAUGACGAAGGGUGUCGGCUUCCUGGACGCAGACCAAGCUGCAGAAACUCCUCUCUACUUGGUGCUGGACGCUCCCGCUAGUAUCAAAGGUGCCUACGUCUGGUAUGAUAAACGAGUUCUGGACUGGUACGACCAUAAAGCUGAUUGGUAUUUCGAAUCUAUAAGUUUUUCACAAUAACUGUUGAGUCCAUUGAGUACAUCAGGCGAAUUGCUGCAGGCACAGAAUUUUUAAUUAAGUUUUAGCAAAAUGUGAACAAAUAAACUGAGCUAAACUGAAAAAUGUUUAUCAAAAAGUAGUUAUUUAUUGUAGUGUAGUGUUAUUUUGUUCUGUUUAAAUUGUCUAUCUAUUAGAAUGCACCUCGAUGACGCCAUCGGUGGAACAAUGUUAUCGUUACAUUAUGGAGUACCUAUUGACUGGCAAUGAUUACAUUUCAGAUCGUACCAAGUACAUCUUUGAAUUGUCAGUGCUUUAUUUAGUACUCAGUAUAAUUAUAUCGAUAUCAGCUCUAAAUUGAAUCGAAUUUAAUACCUUCAUUAAUGACGAAGUGAAUAUUACUGUCAAUUGCCGCCGGACAUAAUUCUAAAUUGCAUAACCAGAACAGGACUUUAAUGCCCCAGUUGUGAAUUUAAUCUAUUUUCAGCUGUAACUAGUUACGAUAAAACCACAAAUAAAAUAUCCAACUGAAAGAUA
This is a messenger RNA of Spodoptera frugiperda (fall armyworm), 1519 nucleotides long. RefSeq names its product carbonyl reductase [NADPH] 1-like. Bases 140 to 1006 code for a protein of 288 amino acids. Gene Ontology annotation, molecular function: carbonyl reductase (NADPH) activity. Lineage: Eukaryota; Metazoa; Arthropoda; Insecta; Lepidoptera; Noctuidae. The transcript has a single exon. The record is from RefSeq and is a predicted model, not a curated record.